AAACCUUUCCCAUUUUAUACAGGGAGAGAUCUGUGACAUUUUAGAGAGAGAGAGAGGAGAAAUGUGAAGGCGGGUUGGUGUGAGUGGGACGAAAUCGUCCAUGGCCAGUAACGUGCCACGGUUUCGGCGGUUCAAGGGAAGGGAAAUUGGCCAUGAAUGUUUUUCUCUCUCUCUCUAUACAUAUUCCAUACUCUCGUGAUUCAUUUGUUAUGACAGAGCACCUAUACGAUCCAAUAACUCUCUCUCUCUCUCAAAUUAUUUGGAAAAACAAAACCAUUAUUUUUCUUCCUUUUACUUUGAGAUUGGCUCCCACAUACACUCAAGGCAAAAUAUACCCGCCCCAAAAAUCGAUCUUCUCUGCUCAUUCUGCAAACCUCCUAAUAGCGAAUACACCCCCAAUAGUUCUUGUGUUCUUUUUCUGGUUUAGCCUGCCUAAAAGACUGCAUAUAAUGGAGACAGUGAGAAUAAGCAAUCUUAGCUUCACAUACCCAGGUAUAGAUGGGCAGCCACCUCCAGGUACCAAGCCUUUAAUUCAUGGAUUCUCCCUCUCUGUCAACUCUGGUGAUCGUUGUCUUUUGGUGGGUUCAAAUGGAGCAGGAAAGACCACUAUUCUGAAGAUAUUGGGUGGGAAACAUAUGGUGGAGCCUGACAUGGUCCGUGUGCUUGGGAGAUCUGCUUUCCAUGACACUAGUCUCACGUCCUCUGGGGACCUGUGUUACUUGGGUGGAGAGUGGAGAAGAGAUGUUGCUUUUGCUGGUUUUGAGGUACCAAUACAAAUGGAUGUCUCUGCAGAGAAAAUGAUAUAUGGUAUGCAGGGGAUCGAUCCUCAAAGAAGAGAGACAUUGUUGAAGGUCUUGGAUAUUGAUCUAAACUGGCGUAUGCACAAGGCAUCUGAUGGUCAGAGGCGACGAGUGCAAAUCUGCAUGGGUCUCCUCAAGCCAUUUAAGGUACUUCUUCUUGAUGAGAUCACCGUAGAUCUAGACGUGCUUGCAAGGGCCGACCUGCUGAAGUUCCUCAAGAGGGAGUGUGAAGAGAGAGGCGCUACCAUUAUAUAUGCAACACAUAUAUUUGAUGGCCUUGAAGAUUGGCCUUCACAUAUUUUAUAUGUUGCCCAAGGAGAACUGCAGUUAGCAUCACCCAUGGAGAAAGUUAAGGAAAUGAGCAAUCUUUCAUUGAUGAGAACAGUUGAGUGUUGGCUGAGGAGAGAGAGGGAUGAAGAGAGAGAAAGAAGGAAGGGCAGGAAAGCAAAAGGCCUUCCUGAGUUUGAGAGGAGAAUCGAGGGUACUCGAGUGACAGGAGACCCUGCAAGAAGUGCAGUUAGGGUUUUGAACAAUGGAUGGGCAGCAGGAAGAUUGCACUCAACUGUGGCAGGUGAAGAGAAUUUUGUUUUCAGUUCAAACAGUGUUCUGAGAUAGUGAUGCAAUACGUGAAAGAAACUAUUAUGCACUAGGAUCGAUAAUGGUUAGUAUUAGAGUCAUAGAGAACCAGUUGUUUGAAUGGAUUGAGAUUACAUAUUGUAAUCAUUCUUGUAAUGUACAUGGAAAUAUAAUAUUAAUGGGAGGCAUCCAUUCUUUCCUAA
Molecule: messenger RNA, 1579 nt
Organism: Amborella trichopoda
Lineage: Eukaryota; Viridiplantae; Streptophyta; Magnoliopsida; Amborellales; Amborellaceae
Gene: ABCI20
Product: non-intrinsic ABC protein 9
Molecular function (GO): ATP hydrolysis activity; ATP binding
Source: RefSeq, a predicted model, not a curated record